ACGUGCUUUCCUGCAUUUAGUGCAAUUAAAAGCCGCACAGCAUCAGAAGUUCUGUGGGCAGGUUGUUAACAGAAGUAUGAUAGGAUAUCAUUACUUUGAUGUGCAACUGAAAUUUCGUGAUUUUGAUACCGUUGAGCUGACCCCCAUCUAUUUUCGGGGCUGCGUUUUAAACUCGCUGGAAAGUUUCUUUGGUGAAAUUGGCGGGAAGACCAGUUUGGAUAUAAUCAAAUUUAGCGUAGAGCAGCGACGUGUUGUUUUCCGGGUGCCCGAAGAGUUCUUUAAGCGCACGCAUACAGCAAUUACAUUGAUUGGGCAUUACCAGAAAGUGCCCUGUCAUUUUCGAAUUUUAAAAACAUCUAAAACGCCCCUGGACUUUCAGAAGGAUAUUGGAGAAAACGAUAAUUGUGAAGAAGCUCAGAUAGACGAUUGUCAACUAUAAGCAUGGCAUUCUCUUAUUGUAAGGUCUUUGGAAAA
Drosophila virilis is the source of this 474-nucleotide messenger RNA. RefSeq names its product Ribonuclease P/MRP subunit p14 a. Gene Ontology annotation, molecular function: ribonuclease P activity; ribonuclease P RNA binding. Gene Ontology annotation, cellular component: nucleolus; multimeric ribonuclease P complex. The record is from RefSeq and is a predicted model, not a curated record. Gene Ontology annotation, biological process: tRNA 5'-leader removal. NCBI's taxonomy places the organism in Eukaryota, Metazoa, Arthropoda, Insecta, Diptera, Drosophilidae.